GGCACAUAUUGGUAGCAAUGUGAAACAGCUGAAAAUUUAAGCGCAGGGUGUGACGUUCGUGACUCUUGCGCGCAACCGUUUUGAAUUAAACGUUUGCUGCAGUUCUGUUUAGUGUACGGUGUUAAUUCUUGGACUUGAGCACUUGUGUGGGAUUGUUUCUGGCUCCGUGUUCGGCUACGAAGAAGUUACGUUACUUUCUUCAACUAUGAAAUCUAUGAAAUGCCAGACUCCUUAUCGGAAGGCGCCAAAACCAAGAGUUGCUUCAAAGGAUGGGAAAGAUAGUGUGAAAGUGUUCUGCAGAGUAAAACCUCUCAUGAACGACAAUGAGACAGCAUGUUUAAGAGUUCUGUCACCAACAACUGUGCAGAUGAUUUCUCCUGAAGUUUUAAAUAACAGAGGCUGCAUGUACAAGGAAAUUCAGUUUACUUUCAAUGAGGUGUUUUGUGACCGAGACUCUCAAAAGAAGGUUUUUGACAGUGUUGCAUUACCUCUGGUUGAAAAUUUGGUUCAAGGAAAGAAUAGUUUGCUUUUUACAUAUGGAGUUACUGGAAGUGGCAAAACAUACACUAUGACGGGUGAGCCAGAAGAUGGAGGAAUUAUGCCCAGGUGCAUAGACGUUAUUUUCAAUUCUAUUGUUGGAUUUCAAUCUAAGAAAUAUGUGUUUAAGCCUGAUAAAAUGAAUGGCUUUGAUGUACAAAGUGAACCUGAAGCCAAGCUAGAACGAGCCAAUUCUUUGAAGUCCCUCAACACUCCCAAAACACCGUUCAAGACGCAAAAAAAGAGAGAUGCCAGUGCAGAGAUAAAGAGAGUUGUAGACUCUGCAAAAGUUUCAGGAGUUGAUGAUGACACCACUUACGCAGUGUUUGUAACUUACAUUGAAAUCUACAAUAAUUGUGUUUAUGAUUUGCUUGAAAACAUACCUGAUGAGAGAGUGGGCAAAGGUUUGCAAAACAGACUAAUUCGCUCGGAUUCAAAAAGCAACAUGUAUGUCCAUGCAGUCACUGAAUUGGAAGUGACUUCUCCACAAGAAGCUUUUGAGGCCUUCUACAAAGGGCAGAAAAGGAAAAAAAUGGCUCAUACGAAUUUGAAUUCGGAAUCGAGUCGCAGCCACAUGGUAUUCACCAUUCGUUUAGUGCAGGCUCCCUUGGAUUCUACUGGAGAAUCAGCGCUGUGUGAUAAAAAAGCUGUGACUGUUAGCCAACUCUCACUUGUUGACCUGGCUGGCAGUGAAAGAACGAAUCGAACACAGAACACUGGACAGCGCCUUAGGGAAGCCGGAAACAUCAACAAUUCUUUAAUGACAUUGAGGACUUGCCUUGAGAUACUUCGAGAAAAUCAGUUGUAUGGUUCAAACAAAAUGGUUCCAUAUCGUGAUUCAAGAAUUACACACCUCUUCAAGAAUUUUUUUGAAGGAGAAGGACAAGUCCGAGUUAUUGUUUGUGUAAACCCACGAUCAGAUGAUUAUGAUGAAACAAUUCAUGUGAUGAAAUUUGCUGAGAUGACUCAGGAAGUUACUACAACAAAACCACCCCUCAUGGAGAAGCCUGUCUUCGAUCUUCUGCCUGGCAGAAGAAAAGCUAAUCAGAUCCUGAAAGAAGCAAACCAAAGGCUGGCUGCGAAGGGAAUGGGGGAUGGAUCCCGUGAAAAUGACAUUGGUCUUGUGUACAGUUUAGGACCCCCAUUCCCAACAUUGGAGAUGUCUCCAGAAGACUGUGAGAAGUUGGUGCGUGAUCUUCUGUCCUGUUUGGAAAUGAGGAUGCAACGCCGAGUAGAACUUACUCAACAGCUUCACAAGAAACAAGAGCAUUUUCGGGCUAGGUUAGUUGAAAUUCAAAAUGAACAGAUCCUGUCAAGAGUGGAAAAUUCUUCUCUGAAAGCUGCUUUGGAAAAUGAAAAGAAGAGAUCUGCUGUGCUUGAGAAUAAGGUGAUUGAACUACAAAAUUUUAUUAGCGAACUGCAGAGAGAUGUUGGUGAUCGCGAAAACAACAUCAAAACAUUGUCUCAAGAGGUGAGACAAUUGCGGUUGGAACUGAAUCAAAAUAAAUAUGAUAAACAAAAAUUGAAACUGAAAUGUUCAAACACUAUAGCAGAGGAGAAAGAGAAGUUAACCAGGGAGUGCCACGUAAAGUUAAAAGAGAAGGAAGAACAACUCAAGUCUGAAAUGUACAUCAGAGAUGAAAAGUUGCGAAAGAUGCAAGAGGUGCUGAAUGAGCGCUAUCCCUCUGGAACUGUUCCUAGUUCCAUUGCAGUUCUGUCUCCUAUUCAGCCAUCUGUCAACAGCGUUUGCCCUCCUGCAUCAAACAGUGCUGGGGAAUUGCAUUUGCCUUCAGUUGGUGUUCUGAAUAGUGCUGGAAAGUACUCUGUGACUCCCAGAAGUCGUCCUGGGAGCACUGCUACCACUCCUCACCGUUGUCGUCGAUCGUCUUGCAGCGAUAUGUGGUUGGACCACCGUUCUGCCAUGCCCACUCAGCUGAACACAGUUCUGCAGCCGAAAAUGAAGAAGCGCAAGUCGGUUACAAAGCUUACUGACGUUACAGACAUUGCCGAUCCUAAAGUGUCCAAAUACUGUCUCAUGACGCAAGAGCAAGACACAGAUGGAGAGUUGGAGACCCGCCUUUACAAGGCUGAUGUAUUUCCUACAACAUCAGGAGGUGCUCAAAUAGUUUUUAAUGACAUGGAAACACUGAAGCAGAGAUCUCCGUUGUCACCAAUGAGGAAACGGAAUGCUGUUAGUGAUGCAAUGGAUACUCCAGUGUUAUGUUCCAUUUCCAUUGAAGGGCAUGGAAAAAAGCCUCGCUUGUAAUAUUUAAUGGAGAAUUGAAUGAACAUUUUUAACCAACAGUGUUAACUAACCUCUUAAUUUGCUUUCAACUUUGCUAUAAAUUAAUUCAGACUUUUUAGUAUUUAUUAACAUGAUUUAAAUAAGUUAAAUUAGUAUUCUUAGGUAUAUUUAAAUAGAAAUUUAUUAGAUGGAAAUAAAAUAUUUAAUUUGUAUCGUU
Messenger RNA from Gryllus bimaculatus (two-spotted cricket), 2999 nucleotides. The record is from the annotation of a GenBank genome assembly. NCBI's taxonomy places the organism in Eukaryota, Metazoa, Arthropoda, Insecta, Orthoptera, Gryllidae.